AUGGACAUCCUCCAUGAAAGGUUCUAUCCCAACCGUGGAUCUCUCAAGUAUGCCAGAGUGAUCACGCGAAGCCUGCAGAGCUCACCGCCGGAUUUUGAUCCUGUGCUACUCGCAUCCCUUGAUAUUGCUCAGUCAAGGCGUCUGUCAUCGUUCCUUAAGUAUGCCGUCAGUGAGCUCAACAGUAUAAAUGGACAUUUAGGGCAGGCUGGGGUUGGUGCUGCCACUCGGUUCAGAGAAUUGCGUGCCCUCAAUGAAAAUGCAGAUGAUUUCCUGCAAAGAGUCGCACUCCAGUAUGGCCUGACCAGGGGUGUUCUUGCCGCUGGUUUAGCACAUCUUCAUCAGGCGAUUGCGGCCGCCACUGAUCUCAUCACCAGGUUCAACGAAGAGCCAACUGCUGUCCGUCAUCUUUUCACCGCGUUUACCUCGUCAGGCCCACUGGGUACCUAUCUUAUCACCUAA
Molecule: messenger RNA, 459 nt
Organism: Triticum turgidum subsp. durum (durum wheat)
Lineage: Eukaryota; Viridiplantae; Streptophyta; Magnoliopsida; Poales; Poaceae
Source: the annotation of a GenBank genome assembly